Messenger RNA from Pyrgilauda ruficollis (rufous-necked snowfinch), 1790 nucleotides. RefSeq names its product aromatase. The record is from RefSeq and is a predicted model, not a curated record. Lineage: Eukaryota; Metazoa; Chordata; Aves; Passeriformes; Passeridae. Bases 218 to 1747 code for a protein of 509 amino acids. Gene Ontology annotation, molecular function: iron ion binding; oxidoreductase activity, acting on paired donors, with incorporation or reduction of molecular oxygen; heme binding. The transcript has 9 exons.
AUGUCUCUUCUGACUUGUGAUGAGGCUUGUCCCAGCAGGCUCUCCAGGCAGCCACUCGUUAUAAAGCCGCGUCCAGAGCGGCUUUGCUCAUUUGUAGGAAGGACAAAGGGGGUGAGAGGUACCAAGCAAAGCCGAACACCUCUGAGCUUUGACAGCCUCUGCAUCUCUCCCCCCUUCUCUCUCUCUUUCUGAAGCAAAGCAGAACCUCUUUGAAAAGAUGGUCCUGGAAACCCUGAACCCAAUGCACUACAACAUCACCAGCCUGGUACCGGACACCAUGCCCGUGGCCACCGUGCCCAUCCUCAUCCUCAUGUGCUUUCUCUUUCUGAUAUGGAACCAUGAAGAGACCUCAUCAAUACCAGGGCCAGGAUACUGCAUGGGAAUUGGUCCCCUCAUUUCACACGGCAGAUUUCUCUGGAUGGGAGUGGGGAAUGCCUGCAACUACUACAAUAAGACAUACGGAGAAUUUGUCAGAGUUUGGAUCAGCGGUGAAGAAACAUUCAUAAUUAGCAAAUCCUCAAGCGUGUUCCACGUAAUGAAGCACUGGCACUAUGUGUCUCGGUUUGGGAGCAAGCUGGGAUUACAGUGCAUUGGCAUGUACGAGAAUGGGAUCAUAUUUAACAACAACCCAGCACACUGGAAAGAAAUUCGACCCUUUUUCACCAAAGCUCUGUCUGGCCCCGGGCUGGUGCGGAUGAUCGCCAUCUGCGUGGAGUCCACCACCGAGCACCUGGACAGGCUGCAGGAGGUCACCACUGAGCUGGGCAACAUCAACGUGCUCAACCUCAUGAGGAGGAUCAUGCUCGACACAUCCAACAAGCUCUUCCUCGGGGUCCCCCUGGAUGAAAAUGCCAUUGUGCUUAAGAUUCAAAACUACUUUGAUGCCUGGCAAGCACUUUUAUUAAAGCCUGACAUAUUUUUUAAGAUUUCUUGGCUGUGCAAGAAGUACAAAGAUGCAGUCAAGGAUCUUAAAGGAGCAAUGGAAAUCUUAAUAGAACAGAAACGACAAAAGCUUUCCACUGUGGAAAAGUUGGAUGAACACAUGGAUUUUGCAUCCCAGUUGAUUUUUGCACAGAACAGAGGGGAUCUGACUGCUGAGAAUGUGAACCAGUGUGUGCUGGAGAUGAUGAUUGCUGCUCCUGACACUCUGUCUGUGACUCUCUUCUUUAUGCUAAUCCUGAUUGCAGAGCACCCCACAGUGGAAGAGGAGAUGAUGAGAGAAAUUGAAGCUGUUGUGGGCGACAGAGACAUCCAGAGUGAUGACAUGCCCAACUUAAAAACUGUGGAGAACUUUAUUUAUGAGAGCAUGAGAUACCAGCCCGUGGUGGACUUGAUCAUGAGGAAAGCGCUACAGGACGAUGUCAUUGACGGCUACCCCGUGAAAAAGGGCACCAACAUCAUCCUCAAUAUCGGGCGGAUGCACAAACUCGAAUUCUUCCCAAAGCCAAACGAGUUUUCUCUUGAAAAUUUUGAGAAAAAUGUUCCUUCCCGCUAUUUCCAGCCCUUUGGAUUCGGCCCCCGGAGCUGUGUGGGAAAGUUCAUUGCCAUGGUCAUGAUGAAGGCAAUCCUAGUGACUCUUCUGAGGCGCUGCAGAGUGCAGACAAUGAAAGGAAGAGGCCUGAACAACAUCCAGAAAAACAAUGACUUAUCCAUGCAUCCCAUAGAAAGGCAGCCUCUGCUGGAGAUGGUUUUUACACCCAGAAGAAAUGCAAACCAGAAUCAGGGUGAUAGAAUGGAUCAGCACUAAAGUUACAGCAUUUUCUCAACCACUCAGAAAUAUUCAUCAUUCC